AUGGGCCUACCAUCUAUCAAGAACAUCCGCAAGGCGGCCUACCCAACCAUCGAUCCUAAGCGAUCAGAGAACAGCCAGGCCGGCCGAACUGUCCCCAUCACCGGCGGCCAUUCGGGUAUUGGAUAUGCCAUUAGCAAAGCCUUCAUUUUAGCAAAUGCUAAGCGGAUUAUCAUCUUCGGCCGCAGAGCCGAUGUUUUGGAAUCGGCCGGUAAACAGCUGACAGCAGAGGCCAAAGAACUCGGAUCACCCACCAUUGUAGAUACUGGCAGUGGUGACAUUGCUGAGACCGCCUCGGUCAAAAAGCUGUUUUCUGGGUUGAAAGAAGAUGGUAUUACCCUUGAUGUCUUGGUUCUUAACGCGGCAACUGGAGGAACGUCAAAAAAGAUGGUCGACAUGCCUUUGGACGAAUUUUGGGGCGACUAUCAUAUCAACGUCCGCUCUACCUUUGACCUGAUUCAACACUUUUAUCAUCAAAAGUCUGGAGGUCCAAAAUAUGUUGUCAAUCUUUCCACUCUAAUCGCAUAUGUCUGGCAUUUGUCAGGCAAGCCGUCGUACGGAUUGACCAAAAACGCUAGUCUGGAACACGAGGCGGAAGAAAUGCAAAUCGUUACCUUUCAUCCAGGUGCUGUUCUCACGCCCAUGAGUCGCGCAGAUGGAUUCGAUGAGAACUCUCUGAUUAACUGGGAUAAUGAAAACUUGCCUGCUGCCCUAAGUGUCUGGGCCGCCACUCCUGACGCUGCCUUCCUGCACGGCCGCUUCAUCUGGAGUAACUGGGAUGUUGACGAGCUUAGAAGUGGCGAGGCAGCUAAAUUGAUUGACAGCGAUCCCAACUAUUUGAGGAUUGGUGUCAGUGGUCUCACAGAGAAAGAUGCGAGACACUCUGUCUCCCCCAAAAUCUCAUUGGUGUUUCUAAAGAAGCUCCUACGCGCCCUCAUGGACCUUUCGAUUACUUAUUGGAUAGAUUAA
This is a messenger RNA of Trichoderma harzianum CBS 226.95, 966 nucleotides long. RefSeq lists its product as hypothetical. Lineage: Eukaryota; Fungi; Ascomycota; Sordariomycetes; Hypocreales; Hypocreaceae. The transcript has 4 exons. Gene Ontology annotation, molecular function: oxidoreductase activity, acting on the CH-OH group of donors, NAD or NADP as acceptor. Bases 1 to 966 code for a protein of 321 amino acids. The record is from RefSeq and is a predicted model, not a curated record.